AUCGGCAGCAACAUUAGCGGCAGUCCAGAAAUACCAAGGCACGACGACAGUCCAAAGGCUAAUUAAGGAAGGCUGCGACGACCACAGAGCCAGAAACCAUUUCGAUUUCGACUCCGACUCCGUUGUUGAUGAUGAUUAUGAUGAUGAUGAACAAGACGAUGAUGUUGUUGGCACGUAGACAUUUAAUUGCGCUCGUUGUGGUGACAACAUUAGUCUGCCAGCAGUGCGUGGCGCAGAACUCGACAUUUAUUGCCACAAUUGUCAGCUCCAAUAACACCGUGGAGUCCGCAAAUGGGACGCGUGUGAAUGAGACAAUAUCGAUAAAUGUUAGUGAGAUAAUAGCUGCGGUCGAGGCGGGGAUUGCGAGCAAUGAAACAACAACAACAGCACCAACAACAACCAGCACCACCACCACAACGACGACAGCAGCAACAACAACAGUUGCUGUCGACACAACAACGGCACCAGCAAUAACGACGACAACAACAGUGGCUCCUGCAACAACCGAAGCUCCCCCAACAACAACGACAAUAGCAGCGCCAACUACUACAACAACAACAACUACAGCAGUGCCAAUAACAACAACCACUCCGGCUUCAACAACAACCACAGAAGCAGCAACGAUACCAACAACUAGCGCUUUACCAACCACAACAACAAGUACAACAGCAGCACCAACAACAACAACAACCACAACUACUCUAGCACCCGAAACAACAACAGAGACAACAACUGUACCAACUACAACAACCAGCACGACAACAUCUACAAUAGCGCCAACAACAGGACCAACAACAACGUCAACCACAGCACUGCCAGCGACACCGGAAACAACCACAACACCUGCUCCAACAACCACAACAACUAUAGCUGCCACAUCGACGACAGCAGCACCACCACCACCAACAACAACGACAGUCGGCACUGCGCCACUCAAUGUUACAGUUACGGAAGUCUUGAAUACAACAACAGCAAUACCAGUUAUCUCAACCACACUAGGAGCCUUCCCGAGAGCACCUCUGCCACUGCACAAGCGCAAGCACAAGAGGGGUCGCAAGGGUCGCAAAGGUAGAAAGAAUCGUCGUCGCUCAUCCACCACAACGACAACGACAUCAACAACGACGACUACAACGACAACACCAGCCCCCUUCACUCCACCCAUAGACCUCAGUGUUGGCGACGAUGCCAGCAUAUUCGAUGAGAUCGUGGCAUUGAGUGCCAAUGGAUUGCUCGAACCAUUGCCAGGACUGCCCCUCCGUUUGGGCAACAUCGACAAUAAACGCAUCCGACAGUAAUCGGGAGACUGAGAGUACUAUGCCAUAUACGAUAUACCCGCACAGGGCCUACGAUAAAUUUAAGCUUUUUUUUUUUAAUUAAUACUAACUACAAUAUGUUUACUUAUUU
This is a messenger RNA of Scaptodrosophila lebanonensis, 1404 nucleotides long. RefSeq names its product cell wall protein DAN4. NCBI's taxonomy places the organism in Eukaryota, Metazoa, Arthropoda, Insecta, Diptera, Drosophilidae. The transcript is spliced from 2 exons. The record is from RefSeq and is a predicted model, not a curated record. Bases 129 to 1295 code for a protein of 388 amino acids.